Ogataea parapolymorpha DL-1 is the source of this 1200-nucleotide messenger RNA. Its product is annotated as Mitochondrial tRNA-specific 2-thiouridylase 1. The record is from RefSeq and is a predicted model, not a curated record. The coding region runs from base 1 to 1200 and encodes 399 amino acids. Gene Ontology annotation, cellular component: mitochondrion. Gene Ontology annotation, biological process: tRNA wobble position uridine thiolation. The transcript has a single exon. Gene Ontology annotation, molecular function: sulfurtransferase activity. Lineage: Eukaryota; Fungi; Ascomycota; Pichiomycetes; Pichiales; Pichiaceae.
AUGACAGUGCGAGCGUUGCGGCUGGUACGAAGGCUGAGCUUCUUGCGCGGAUCGACGCUUGCAGACUAUGCCCAGCCCGUGCCCAACCCAAACGACCAGAUCGUCGUUUCGAUGUCAUCCGGCGUCGAUUCCUCGGUAGCUGCACUGAUGUAUGCCAAACAGUACAAGAACGUCAAGGGCAUCUUUAUGGCGAACUGGUCGCCCGAUUCCAGGGGCGGCGUGUCGAAGUGCACCGUUGAAAGCGACUGGGAGGAAGUACAGACGAUCUGCGACCAGAUCGGGAUCCCCUGCGAGCGCGUGAAUUUCGAAAAAGAGUACUGGUCAGACGUCUUUGAGCCCAUGCUAGAGAUGUAUCGCAAGGGCCUGACGCCGAAUCCGGACGUGGGGUGCAACAAGUACGUCAAGUUCGGCAAGAUGAUUGAGCAUCUGUCCACCAAAUUUUCACGGGAUAACUGGUGGCUGGUGACCGGGCACUAUGCGCGAAUCAUGAAACACAGAGCGACGGGCGAGUCGCAUCUUUUGAGAGCUGGUUUUCUGCCGAAAGAUCAGUCGUACUAUCUCAGCCAGAUGCCUGAAUCCGUGCUCAGCAAAAUUUUGAUGCCUAUUGGCCACUAUACCAAGCCAGAAGUCAGAGAGCUGGCGCAGCGGUACGGUCUGGUCUCCAAGGACAAGCGCGACUCGCAAGGGCUGUGUUUUGUCUCGCAGCACGGCAACUUCAAAGACUUUCUCGAUGAGUUCCUGCCACCAAAUCCUGGGGACAUCGUCACCGCAGACGGCCGUGUCUGGGGCAGACAUAACGGGCUCUGGCACGGCACCAUCGGCCAGCGGUCUGGGAUCUCGCUGCCCCAGGGCGAUCCGGAGAUGAAGGGUGUGUGGUAUAUUUCGGGCAAAAAUUACGACAAGAACCAGCUGAUCAUCUCCAAGAAGACCGACCGCGCGGCUUUCGAAAAAGACCGGCUCAAAGUGGCCGACUGGCAGUGGAUAAACUCAUCACUCGAUUUCGGAGAUUUAGAUCCAGCAGAAUUGACCAUUCAAGUCCGGUCGCUGGAGUCGCCGCGUGCACUCAGGGCGGUGGUGGCCGGCAACGAACCAGAGUUCCUGCUACAGGAAAAAAUCGACGGCGUGGCACCAGGCCAGAACCUGGUCUUGUAUAAAAACGAGCGCGUUCUCGGCGGCGGCAUCAUCGCCGAGGCCAACUAA